This is a messenger RNA of Anisakis simplex (herring worm), 225 nucleotides long. The record is from the annotation of a GenBank genome assembly. Lineage: Eukaryota; Metazoa; Nematoda; Chromadorea; Rhabditida; Anisakidae.
CUGAUAUUACAAUGCUGUACUUUCGACGGAUUACGUUUCUCACAAGAUGUCGGAGUAACGAAUGUCGGUCCAGGAGAAGCGAUCACUGGAGGUGAAGUGAUACGCGAUGGUCGUCAAAUCAGCUUUGACGUGAUUGCAAAUGUCAGAAAGGUCAUGGAUGCCAACACCCAUGAGUAUGCUCAUCUGCUCAUAUUCUACCAUUCAUUCAUCCACCUAAAACUUUGA